This is a messenger RNA of Drosophila grimshawi, 1416 nucleotides long. RefSeq lists its product as uncharacterized. The transcript is spliced from 5 exons. The record is from RefSeq and is a predicted model, not a curated record. Bases 43 to 972 code for a protein of 309 amino acids. NCBI's taxonomy places the organism in Eukaryota, Metazoa, Arthropoda, Insecta, Diptera, Drosophilidae.
UCAACAACAGACAACAAUAACAUAAUUUCCUCAGUUCACAGAAUGGAUGAGUUGUUCCAGUGCGGCUGCGAUGGCCUAAGUGCCGCUCUGCGCUUUUUACAAUCCAUAGGAUUUGCCGAGAUACGGCAGACCCUGGAGCUGGUGGGUGUCCAUCACGUUGAGGUUGCAGGAGGUUUAUUAUUAUUCGUCCUGCUGCAGUUCACAAAAUUCACCGCAGUCCUUUUGUUGGCCUGCCUAAUAGGCUAUGCUAUAUUUUACAUGUGGGAUACCUGGUUUCCGGAAGUACGACAAUCUCUGGCGGUUAAUAGCCCGAUGACGUACCACUCUGGCUUUAGCCCUGGCUACGGACCGCUUUAUGAAUCACUUAACACUAAUAAUCGAGAUGCCCGCACAUCCGCCCUAUUUCCACCAUUCGGAAACAAUGAAAGCCUAAAUGCAUUACAAGGCUCGGUGACCAGUGAGCAGGAAGCGACACCAGCUGCACCAAGCCGACGGAGCCCUAGUCGAUCUGGAAAUGCUACACCCAUUGGAUAUCAGGCCUCAAGUGCCAAUUUUCGACCACAUCGGCGACAGUUUCCCAAUCAAUUUGACGAAUACAAACGCCAUCCAAUGGAGCGGGAUAACCAACUCUUUCGUAGAAUGAUUGCGAACGAGUAUCGAUUAUAUCGUCCAGGGACUGCCACGGAGCAUCAGCGAUACUCAAUUCAGCGGGAAGAUCCGAGAUCGAGGCGAUUGCCAGCCCCAUCCGAGGAGGCUAGACAACAGAAGAAUCGACGUUUCGCUGACAACAGAUCCGCUCCACAAGGCAGACAGAAUGCGAACGAUUCGCGCAGGACUCGUCAUAUCCCAGGAACCGCUGAUCGUUCCGGCGGUGCCGACACGUCGCACAACAACACCGAUUAUAGAGGAGCAAAAAGACGAUCAGAUUUUAUCAGUUUCAAUAAGUUCAAAUUAAAUCGUUGGGGUCUAUGAUAUGGAUAAAGUCAAUGUGGAAACGCCUUGCAAUAAGGAUUCGGAAACGCUGAGUCUUAAACCGAGCCAAUGUGAUUGUGAUGAUGAGGAUGAAAAGUCUUCUGAUGGCCAACCUGAAAAUGAGACAACGACAACAGCUAUCAAAGCCAGUGGCAGUUAUCCAUACGUUAUCGAGAUGGUCUAUGACAGCAGCAGUGAGAAUUUGGUAACUGAAAAAGCGGCUAAGAGUGAAAAGAAACAAGUGAUGACACCUAAAGAUAGUGACGAGGAGAUAAAUAAGCCAUAAACUGCCAAGUAGUCCCUCCGAAAAAUAUCCUUAUACUAUGGCAACUCCAGGAGAGAGCAAAAUUGUAAUAAAAUAUAUGAUUGAUAUACAAAUUUAUAGUUACUCAUGAUUAUGUUCGAGGAUACAAAUUAAUAAAUUUAAUUCGUAAACAGUCACGA